CCGAUUCGCGCGAACGAGUCGGGCUCUCCAGCACGCACGCGCCGCGGAUCGAGCUGCUCUUCCCGCUUCGAGCUCGCGCUGCUUCGAGCGCCGUUUGGCGGAGGAUGACAGUUUGUUUUCACGGAGGGCCUGUCUGAGGAGAAGAACGAACAUUUACAUCCCCAGCGACGGCAACCGAAUCGCUUUUCGUCAAGAUGAGACCGCUUAUUCCCAAAUGUACGCGUUUGCCAAAGGGUGUGAAUCCCGGCGACUCGUCUGUGCACAACAGCUCUAGCCGAGCCGAGGGGAAAGAGUGCAGUUUGAACCAGCAUGAGGCUGCUGGCCUCCUCGCCACACCGACUACAACAAACACGCAUCGUCCUGGUGGGGUUUUAAUCCCUGCAGGAAUACAGUCUGCUUGGACCACAGAGGCUGGUGAAGAAACACAGGUAUGUAUGAGCACACGCAGAUAUAACUGCCCCCCCCCCCCCUUUGGUUUGACUCCCUCAAUAGUGAACAAAAUACUAGAGCGAGAGAAAGCAAGUGAGAGACUGAGGGUCCCAUGUGCCAUUGGGCAGCGGGGCUUUCGCCAUGAGCAGUACUCUGGGCAAAGAUAAAGACUCUAAGGAGAGGGAACCCAAAGCCGAAGGGAAAUCCAAAACCAAAGGGAAAGAUGCCAAAGACGGGAAGAAAGACACGAGCGGUGCUUCGCCCGCAGUGGCCUUCACCUUGGACAGCACGAUAAAGAGGCCCAACCCCCCGCCUAGCACGCGCAAAAAAGCCAGCAACGCGGAGGUCAUCAAGGAGCUGAACAAGUGCCGAGAGGAGAACUCGAUGCGCCUGGACCUGUCCAAGAGAUCCAUCCAUCUGUUGCCCUCUUCCAUCAAGGAGCUGACCCAGCUGACCGAGCUCUACCUGUACAGCAACAAGCUGCAAAGCCUGCCAGCUGAGGUGGGAUGCCUGUCGGGGCUGGUGACGCUGGCGCUCAGCGAGAACUCUCUCACCAGCCUGCCUGACUCGCUGGACAACCUGAAGAAGCUGCGUAUGCUCGACCUGCGGCACAACAAGCUUCGGGAGAUCCCAGCUGUGGUCUACCGCGUCACCUCCCUCACCACGCUCUACUUGCGCUUCAAUCGGAUCACCACCGUGGAGAAAGACAUCAAGAAUCUGUCCAAACUCACCAUGCUCAGCAUCCGAGAGAACAAGAUUAAACAGCUGCCCGCAGAGAUCGGUGAGCUCUGUAAUUUGAUUACGCUGGAUGUAGCCCACAACCAGCUGGAGCACCUUCCUAAAGAGAUCGGCAAUUGCACUCAGAUCACCAACCUUGACCUGCAGCACAACGAACUUCUUGACUUACCUGAGACUAUAGGUAACUUGUCAUGUAUAAACCGUCUUGGUCUGAGGUACAACCGUCUGUCAGCGAUCCCUCGAUCUUUAUCGAAGUGCCGAGAGCUGGAAGAACUCAACCUUGAAAACAACAACAUCUCAGUGUUACCAGAGGGUCUUCUCUCCAGUCUGGUGAACCUGACGAGUCUGACGCUGGCGCGAAACUGCUUCCAGUCUUACCCAGCGGGCGGCCCGUCCCAGUUCUCCACCAUCUACUCACUCAACAUGGAGCACAACCGUAUCAACAAGAUCCCUUUCGGCAUCUUCUCCCGAGCCAAAGUGCUCAGCAAACUCAAUAUGAAGGACAACCAGUUAACGUCUCUUCCACUGGAUUUUGGGACAUGGACCAGUAUGGUAGAGCUGAAUCUGGCAACAAACCAGCUUACCAAGAUUCCAGAGGACAUCUGUGGACUUGUGUCUUUAGAGGUUCUCAUAUUGUCCAACAAUCUUUUGAAGAAGUUGCCUCAUGGGAUAGGAAACUUACGGAAACUGCGGGAGCUUGACCUGGAGGAGAACAAACUGGAGUCCCUCCCGAAUGAGAUCGCCUACCUUAAGGAUCUGCAGAAACUUGUGUUGACCAAUAAUCAGCUGACCACUUUGCCGCGAGGAAUCGGUCACCUGACUAACCUGACGUACUUGGGCUUGGGAGAGAACCUGCUGCAGCACCUACCUGAGGAGAUCGGUACACUGGAGAACCUGGAGGACCUGUACCUGAAUGACAACCCUAACCUGCACAGUCUGCCGUUCGAGCUGGCGCUCUGCAGUAAGCUGUCCAUCAUGAGCAUAGAGAACUGUCCCCUCAGCCACCUCCCGCCGCAGAUCGUCGCCGGAGGCCCUUCCUUCAUCAUCCAGUUCCUCAAGAUGCAGGGUCCCUACCGCGCCAUGGUCUGAGGCCACUCACACACUGUACAAAGAGGAAACCGAUUCACCACACGACGUUACCUUGGACGUCAUUAUAUCUCGGACAAGAAACUGCUUAACUGGAUUCCAAUCGAUGGAGGAAUCAUAGCCAGUUAGGUCCCCUUUACCCCCGUAGUAAACAAUGUCUAGACUUCAGUUGCCAAAAUUAAUGUACAUUAGUGAUUCCGAAGAGGCGCUCCUAAAACGUUUCAAUCAUUUUGCCAAUUUAUUGAAAGUCAUUAUAGGGGUUUUGAUGCCAGGAAACAGUUGUAUGCAAAAACAAAACAUUUUUACAAGUUCAUUUUUGCUGCUGCUGCCGCCAUACUGUAUGUGAGUUUUUUUUUUUUUUUUUUUUUUUUUUUUUUUUU
This is a messenger RNA of Carassius carassius (crucian carp), 2633 nucleotides long. Its product is annotated as leucine-rich repeat protein SHOC-2. Gene Ontology annotation, molecular function: protein binding. The record is from RefSeq and is a predicted model, not a curated record. The transcript is spliced from 9 exons. NCBI's taxonomy places the organism in Eukaryota, Metazoa, Chordata, Actinopteri, Cypriniformes, Cyprinidae. The coding region runs from base 571 to 2256 and encodes 561 amino acids.